Molecule: messenger RNA, 429 nt
Organism: Nicotiana tabacum (common tobacco)
Lineage: Eukaryota; Viridiplantae; Streptophyta; Magnoliopsida; Solanales; Solanaceae
Source: RefSeq, a predicted model, not a curated record
AUGGAGCAAAAUAGGAAGUUAACAACAGUGGAGUAUGAUGCGCAUUGUAACUUGAAGGAUGAUCCAGCACUCACAGAUGUCAAAGGAUAUCAAAAGCUCAUAGGGAAGCUUCUGUACUUAACAUUAACUAGGCAUGAUAUUGCCUAUACAGUACAGACUUUAAGCCAAUUCAUGCAAACUCCUAAGAAGUCGCACUUGGAGGAAGCACACAGAUUGGUGAGAUACUUUAAGAAUGAACCAGGAUUAGGCAUUCUCAUGAGUGCAAAUGGUGACAUGACUCUAAGAGCAUACUGUGAUGCAGACUGGACAAGCUGUCCAAAUUCAAAAAAGUCAGUAACAUGUUACUUGGUAAAGUUUGGAAAGUCCCUAAUCUCAUGGAAGUCAAAGAAGCAAAGCACAGUAGAAAGGAGUUCAGCAGAAUCAGAAUAG